CUCACACGCAUGGCAUUCAGUUGAAGACGCUCCCCCAUCACCAAUUGGUACGAGCAUCAAGCACUCGAACAAUCACUCAAGCUGCCAGCGAUCACACUGCGCAACUGAAACCAGGGGAGGCAAGUCUUUGCUACUCGGCAACAUAUAUAUCCGCGCCUAUGCGCUUCUCAGCAAACACGCGGGACGACUACAUUUCUGACCAGGUAUUCAAGUCUUCACACGAUGCUUAAGCUCGCUUCCGCUGCAGCCCCUUCUUUCUCCGUCAGCAGCAUGCUGCAACAGCGUGCCUCAUCCAGCAUCAGCGCGCUUGCUACCGCACGUGCUUCCUAUGCAGCGACUCGAGCCUUCAGCACAUCCUUGCGCGCACAGUUGGCUACCCCCGUGGAUGCCGACAAACCCAAGAAAUCCGUCGGCGGAUUUGCUAUCAGCUCAGCACCGCGCAUCACCUACACUUACGCGCCACCUUCUCAGCCUGCUACCUUGCACUUGAAGACUGGCCAGUCCUUCCCUGGCAAGUCGUUCGGUCACCCUGAGACGCGCUUCGGAGAGACGGUCUUCACCACCUCUAUCACUUCGUACACCGAGUCUCUCACCGACCCCUCAUAUCAAGGCCAGCUUUUGACUUUCACGCAGCCGCUCAUGGGUAACUAUGGCGUACCGGACAAUUUUGGUACAAACGUGAGCCCGCAUGGUCACCCGCUCGACGUGAACGUCGGCAGCCUUAUGGAGAGCACCGGAGUUCAGGCAGCCGGUGUCAUCGUCAGCAACCUCACCGAAAACUUCUCGCACUUUGAAGCGAAGGAGUCGCUCGCUACGUGGUGCGCUCGCCACGGCGUACCCGGCAUCAGUGGCAUCGACACUCGUGCACUCACCACGCUGCUUCGCGACCAAGGCUCCACUCUUGGCGCAAUCAAGAUUGGCGCAGGCCACGAGCAGCCACCCGCAAAUUCAGACUUCUACGACCCGAUGGGAGAGAACCUGAUCGAAAAAGUCUCGACCAAGCAGCCGUACACUAUUCACCCCGUCGGGGGUGCAUCCGCAGCCAAGGUGCAUGUUGCGCUCCUGGACUUUGGUUGCAAGGCCAACAUCCUUCGCUCUCUCCUUCGCCGCGGAGCAACUGUUACGGUGCUUCCUUGGAACUACGACUUCAACCCCGUGCGGGACAACUUCGAUGGCCUCUUCCUCAGCAACGGCCCUGGCAGCCCGUACUCAAUCCCAAGCGCCGUCGGAGUCGUCAAGAAAGCAAUCGAUGAGUGGAACAGGCCAAUCUUUGGCAUCUGCAUGGGUCAUCAGAUCAUUGGCCUCGCUGCCGGCAUCAAGGCAUACCGUAUGAAGUUUGGCAACAGGGGCCACAAUCAACCCGUGGUUGCCAUCUCCACGCACGGCAGCUCGGUCAAGGCUGGCCGUGUCUACAUCACCAGCCAGAACCAUGGGUACGCGCUAAAAUUCGAAGAGUCCGCGCGCACCAUCGAAGAUGGCAAGUGGCCUGAUGGAUGGGAGCCAUGGUUCGUCAAUGCGAAUGACGGCUCGAUCGAGGGUAUCAGACUUUCGCCAAAGAUUGACCGCAAACCGGUUUGGGCCGUCCAGUUCCACCCCGAGCACGCCGGUGGGCCAGAAGACUGCAGCGAGAUGUUCACGGACUACGUGACGGAGUGCAUCAAGGCAAAGGAGGAGCGUGGCCAGCGUGACAUCGGCGCUGGCAUCGCAAGCUCUUUCCAAGGGCCUGUUGGCACUGGUUUGAAGCCCAGUUUGAUCGAGGUGAAGGCAUGACUCUUGUUUGGAGGUACGUCGUGCGGGAGAAAGUGGGCGCGAGCAAUUGAUUGAAGAUAAUACAAACGCAUUGCAUCAAGUGUAUAUACAAAGAAUUGAUCACUACGACUGCCA
Molecule: messenger RNA, 1884 nt
Organism: Tilletiaria anomala UBC 951
Lineage: Eukaryota; Fungi; Basidiomycota; Exobasidiomycetes; Georgefischeriales; Tilletiariaceae
Product: small subunit of carbamoyl phosphate synthase
Exons: 2
Coding region: 223-1770 (515 amino acids)
Biological process (GO): L-glutamine metabolic process; 'de novo' pyrimidine nucleobase biosynthetic process; L-arginine biosynthetic process
Cellular component (GO): cytoplasm; carbamoyl-phosphate synthase complex
Molecular function (GO): carbamoyl-phosphate synthase (glutamine-hydrolyzing) activity
Source: RefSeq, a predicted model, not a curated record